GAAGAAGAGGAGCUGUUGUGUCGUGUGCGUGCAGUAAGAUCUUUACAUUAUGUUCUGCUCCAGUCCUGAGACUUGUGUGCUUUAGAAUAGAUUUACUUUGUUCGCGUUGACUCUGCUGUCUCUGUGCUUUCAGAUCUGUGCGGUUUCCUUCUCAGUCCGUCUUUAAGCGCAUUUGUUACUGCUAUCCAAGAGCCGACUUCACAGUCCCUCGCACCCUACUGUUCCUGCAGCUGUCGUCUACGACCUCAGGCCGAUGGAGCAGACUGAGGCUCUGACCGGCGAGAAGCGCUGCUUCCCCGAAGAGCAUCCGGGUCACGCCGCCAAGAGACUCCGAGUGGAAGAGGAGGAGGAGGAGAGCCGAGGAGAUGAGGAAGAGGAGCUGUGUGAGGAGGAGGAGGAGGAGGAGGAGGGGGAGAGCUUCGCUGACAUGAUGAAGCACGGACUCAGUGAGACAGACGUGGGCAUUCUCAAGUUCAUCAGCGAGCACAGAGGCUUCUCCGGCAUCCUGAAAGAGAGGUACUCAGACUUUGUGGUGCAUGAGAUCAAUAAAGAGGGGAGGACGGUUCGUCUGGAUGAUCUGUGUGUUCCUGCUGAUGUGGAGGAAGAGUCUCCGGAGUGCAGUUCAACCGACUCUCAGACGCUGACAGAAGAGCAGAAGCAGCAGCUGGAGGAGCUGCAGCUCUUCAAGAACAAAGAGGCCAGCGUGGCCAUCGAGGUGCAGCAGGAUUCGAAGGAGAAGCGCACUCUUCUGCACAGAGCUGUGAAGACGCUGUAUCCCGGCCUGGAGACCAAGACCGAGGACAGAGACGGGAAGAAGUUCAUCGUGGCGUAUCACGCUGCUGGGAAGACCGCGCUGGCAGAGCUCCGGCCCUCGGCAGCCCCUCGAAAGCACUCGUGGCCGAAGAACCGCGGGAGUUUCUGUCAUUUCGUGCUGUAUAAGGAGAACAAGGACACCAUGGACGCCAUCAACCUCCUGUCUAAGUUCCUCAGGGUCAGACCCAACAUGUUCUCCUACAUGGGCACCAAAGACAAGAGGGCCGUCACGGUGCAGGAGAUCGCAGUGCUGAAGAUCAGCGCUGAGAGACUGUCUCACCUCAACAAAUGCCUCAUGAACCUGAAGCUGGGGAACUUCAGCUAUAAGAAGCAUCCAUUAAAACUGGGAGAACUGCAGGGAAACCACUUCACGGUGGUUCUCAGGAAUAUCUCCGGCACUCAGGAGCAGGUGGAACAGGCCAUGACUUCACUCAGAGAAACCGGCUUCAUCAACUACUACGGCAUGCAGCGCUUCGGCACCACAGCCGUGCCCACACACAGACACACAGUAGGCAGGGCGAUUCUGCAGAACAACUGGAAGGAAGUCGUGGAUCUCAUCCUGAAACCUCGUCCUGGAGCGGAGAAGGGCUAUCUGGUGAAGUGCAGAGAGGAGUGGGCUCGCUCUCAGGACCCCGAGGCGGCGCUGAAGAAGCUGCCGGUCAAACGCUGCGUGGAGGGUCAGUUACUGAGAGGCCUGGCCAAGUACGGCAAAAACAACAUCAUCACAGCCUUCGGACUGAUCCCUCGUAACAACAGGCUGAUGUACAUCCACAGCUAUCAGAGCUACAUCUGGAACUGUGUGAGUGAGUGAGUGAGUUUGAGUAAUCUCCGGUGUAUUUCAGGCUCGGCUCAUGUUCUGUCCGCUGAUGAGGCAGAGAAACACUCUCUUCAUGACGUGGUGAUGCCGCUGCCGGGGUUCGACAUCAUUUAUCCCACUCACAGCGUGGGCGGAGGCUACAGAGACAUGCUGAGCGCUGAUGACCUGGACAUCGAGAACAUGAGGCACAAGGUUCGGGAUUACUCUCUGGCCGGCGCUUACAGGAGGAUCCUCAUUCGGCCCAGAGACGUCAGCUGGGAGCUGAUCCAGUACGAUGAUCCACGAGUGCCUCUCGUUCACACAGAUGUGGAGAAACUAGAAAACGCUCCGGCUCCGGUCUACCUCAAAGAGGGGAAGUAUGGGGCCCUGAAGAUGGAGUUUUCUCUGCCGUCCUCCACCUACGCCACGAUGGCGGUCAGAGAAGUGCUGAAGAUGGACACCAGCAUCAAGAACCAGACUCGGCUCAACAGCAGCUGGCUGAACUGACCGUCACAAACACACUCUGGAUCUCCCUCCGGCUGUAUUCUGCUCAGUACAUCGCUGAUCAAGACGUGACUGACGGAUGUGUGUCGUUUCCACACCGUGAAGAAGCUACAGCUCAGUUUAUUCAGUUUUAGUGUUGUUUUAAAGCUCUGCCAGAGUAUAAAGACAGUUCUUAAACACAUUUCCAGAGCUUUAGCAUAAAUGAACAUAUUCUGGUUCUUGUAAGGUUAAUUUUGCUCUUUGAUUUAUUAUUGUAAUGUUUGAUUCCUGCUGAAUAUUCAGUUUGUCAGUGUAAAUAAAGAAUCUGCCUGAUGUCUGUGUUUGGGUGAUUGAUCUGUGGGUAUGGAUUCACACUCGUAAGGCCGUU
Molecule: messenger RNA, 2480 nt
Organism: Sinocyclocheilus rhinocerous
Lineage: Eukaryota; Metazoa; Chordata; Actinopteri; Cypriniformes; Cyprinidae
Gene: pus7
Product: pseudouridine synthase 7
Exons: 17
Biological process (GO): pseudouridine synthesis
Cellular component (GO): nucleus
Molecular function (GO): pseudouridine synthase activity; RNA binding
Source: RefSeq, a predicted model, not a curated record